Leptosomus discolor (cuckoo roller) is the source of this 895-nucleotide messenger RNA. NCBI's taxonomy places the organism in Eukaryota, Metazoa, Chordata, Aves, Leptosomiformes, Leptosomidae. The record is from RefSeq and is a predicted model, not a curated record.
AAUUUGUUUGGAAUGUUGAAGAGGAUUUCAAGCCUGUUCCAGAUACCUGGAUUCCAGCAAAGGACAUAGAGUUCUCUAAUGGCAAUCCUUUGCCUGAUGAAAAUGGACAUAUGCCAGGUUGGGUGCCUGUAGAGAAGAAUAGUAAGCAGUAUUGCUGGCACUCAUCUGUGGUAAAUUAUGAGGCCGAAGUAGCACUGGUGUUGAAACAUCAUGCUGACCCGGGGCUUCUGGAAAUCAGCCCGGUGCCGCUAUCAGAGAUUUUAGAACAAACUUUGGAGCUUAUUGGGACUAAUAUUAAUGCAAAUCCAUAUGGAUUAGGAAGCAAGAAGCAGCCUGUACAUCUUCUUGUACCACAUGGAGCAUUUGAAAUAAAGAAUCCACCUACUUUGAAACAAAAUGACAUACUGUCUUGGUUUGAAGGCUGCAGCGAGGGUAAAGUUGAAGGAAUUGUGUGGCACUGCCAUGAUGGGUGUUUAAUCAAGCUCCAUCGCCAUCAUCUUGGUUUACGCUGGCCACUUGCAGAGACAUACCUGAAUUCUCAGCCUGUUGUAAUUUCUUUUAAUAGAACUAAGUAUGACUGUGACUUUGAACCAAAGAGUUUGUUUCACCAUUUUUCAAACUUGGAUGGUCAAAGAUUUGACAGACUGAAAGAUAUCAAGUUUGAUGCUUGAGAUGAUCUUUCUCUUUUAGGUUGUCGUCUGUGCUGCAUUUCUCUUACUUGUGUCUACCACAGAACUCUUUACAAAUAAUCUUCUAGGUUAGGCAGCAGGCUAGGUACUGUACAAUUUUAAGUUUUUCCUAAAUGACUGAUUUUAUAUAUAAAGAGAGAUCCAACAUCCAGAGCAGAGAUCUAACUUUCACCAUGUUUAUUUUCAGUUCUGAAAAAUCCCUAACU